This is a messenger RNA of Zygosaccharomyces rouxii, 6474 nucleotides long. RefSeq names its product adenylate cyclase (gene CYR1). Bases 1 to 6474 code for a protein of 2157 amino acids. NCBI's taxonomy places the organism in Eukaryota, Fungi, Ascomycota, Saccharomycetes, Saccharomycetales, Saccharomycetaceae. Gene Ontology annotation, molecular function: protein binding. The transcript has a single exon. The record is from RefSeq and is a predicted model, not a curated record. Gene Ontology annotation, biological process: intracellular signal transduction; cyclic nucleotide biosynthetic process.
AUGUUUAGACGCGGGGAUAAAAGCCAAGAUGCUGGCAAGAAACAGCAUAGGGUGGAUACUCCCUUAGCAAGGAGCACGUCAAGCGUUUCAAUGGACUCAAAGGAUUUAAGAAGCACAUCCUCAAGGACUCACGGUUCGAAAAGGCUGGGUGACAGUGAUGAUGGUGCAGUCGAUCGCCCAAGGGCACGUUCAAAUCCGAAUGAAAAGGGCAUUACCCGGGGCGCAUGGGCGGAGCCUGAGUCAAUAGCUCCCAGCGGGGAAAAAAGUAUAAAUACGGGGGGCAUCGGUGGCGUCGGCGGUAACUUGGAUACUUCACAUUUGAAUACACAACAGCAGCAGCCUCGUUAUAAGACGAAGGAUUCUAGGAUACGAAAAGGACCAGAAUUGUUUAAGAAAACAUUAAGCAGCUUAUCGCUGAGCUCAGCGGCCAGUGAAGACGAUGCCAUGCCCUCUCCGCAAGAUCAAACUCACUCGCAACAUCACCAGGAUUCACAGCAGCAGCAACAACAACAGCAGCAGCAGCAGCAACCAAUACACACAACAUCUUCCGCUACAUCAGAUGGUAAUGUCAGAACACAUCCACACAGCAGACAUGGAUCACAAAAUGAGGGUGCAAUAGCUCCACCCUCUAGAAAACAUUCGCUUGCUGGAUCUUUCUUUAAAAAGUUAUCUGGUGCUGGUAAUUCUGAUGGCGAAUCUAACGGCAAGGACUCUUCUUCUCCCCAUAACCAUAAACAAGGAUAUUUUCGUAGUGUGCAUCCUCAUGGUGGCUUGCAUACAAGUUUUUACAACAAUAUUGCAUCGGCAGCAGGUGGUAUACGUGAUACAAGGGAUACUGGUUCCAAUACAGGUGCUUCAAGUGGUACUGGUUGUACAAAUGGAAGUAAUGCGGGUCCUGAUGGAAAUACUACUGAAACGGUUCCUAAUAGUUUGAGACGGAAAGUUAGUACAUUGGUACAUGGCUUUGGCCAUGAAAGUGAGCAGCCUUCAUCGCAUUCGGGGAGACGUCCGUUACAUCAUGAUAAAAAUAAGGGUAAUAAGCGCGAGUCAGAUAAUAUAUCUAUGGUGUCUAGUGCAAGGCCCAGGUUAUCAGCAACAAGUAGUCGUAGAAAUAGUGCUACUAGUACUUUUACAAACAACUCUACUGCACCUGUGCAACCUAGGUCACCGUCUCUAAAACGUGAAUCUCCUCCAAAAGAACCUGCAGGUCAUCUUAAUUCUACGUCAUCCGCACCUCCUGCUGCGUCUUCGGGAGCUUCCGGUGCAAGUGGAUCGGGUGCGGGUAGUUUCUUUCCAUUGGAUACGAAUUUGGAAAAUGUUUCGGACAUUACAAAGGCACCAGAAUUAUCAAGAAGACCAUCGGCGGCAUAUGAGGGAUAUCAUAAUCCAAAUGAUAAUAGAGCUUCUAUAUCAGGUGCUCCCUCACAAUCUGUAACACACGUAAAUUCUAAUUCUGAUAUUGCGGCAUUACCGACUUCUAUGACUAUGAAUUCAAACCCAUUAAGUGCAAGACAACAAUGGAUCGCGCCCGAAAGUUGGGACGUAGAUUCAAAUGUCGAUAUUAGAAGGGCAAAGAAACAUAAUAAGUCAGUUUUACUUCAAGAACAACUAGCAUCACAAAGACGUUUAAAGCAGCAGCAUGGACAACAACAACCACAACUGCCAUCGCAACCAGAGGUACAGCAGAACCACCAGCAGCAGCAACAGCAGCAGCAACAACAACAGCAAUUUGGUAAGUUUGGCGAUGCAUACUUUGAAGUCCCCAAUCAGAAUGAGUUUACAUCAGGUAUAUCUAGUACUAAUGAUUCAGAUAAUUCUUCAUUAGUCGAUUUUUCAGACUCAAGUUCAUCUGAUUUAGAUUAUGCAUCAGAUGUGGAAAACUACUUAGAACAAAGUGCAGAUAAAAAAACAGAUGCUGGUGGAGGAUCGCCUCAAUUACCUCCAGAUUUCGAACAACAGUUACAACAACAGAAACAAGAGGUGCAACCACCUCCAUUGAAAUUAAAUUACAACACAGGUCUUAAUUCCUCUGGAGAUGCUCGUCAAUCAUUGGGAGAAGCAUUGAAUCAAAGUCCACAGGAUAUGAAAUAUUAUGAAGGUUUACGUCAACAGGAAAAGAGGCAAGAAGCUGAAGGCGUACAAUGGAACCAAGGAAUGUUGCACGAAAAACAGAUGAAUCAACAACACCAGUUGAAAGAUCAGCCACAAGGACAAUUGCAGCAACAAAAUCAACAACAAGAAUUAGCACCUGGAAAAGGUCCUUUCAAUGAUUUACAAGCCAAUUUGAGACAACCUUCAAACCCCCCUAAAACUUUAUCUAAAGUGUUGGGUGCAGGCACCAGAGAUCAGGAAGUUAUGAAAUUGUCAUCUGAUGAUGAAAAGCAUGACAGAGUGGAAUACGAGUUAGAACGUUAUUACAAGGACUUUAGCGACCUGAAUCCCAAGAGACAUUACGCCAUCCGUAUCUUUAAUACAGAUGAUACCUUUACCACAUUAUCUUGUACUCCCGCUACAACGGUUAGAGAUAUUUUACCGUCUUUGAAAAGAAAAUUUAAUGUCACUUCACAAGGAAGUUUCCAAAUAUCUUUGAAAGUGGGUAAAUUGUGUAAGAUUUUGAGACCUUUGUCUAAACCAAUUAUCAUUGAGCGUAAAUUGUUACUCCUGAAUGGGUACAAGAAAACUGAUCCUUUACACAUCAUGGGUAUUGAAGAUUUGAGUUUUGUAUUCAAAUUCUUAUUUCAUCCGGUGGCUCCAUCUCAUUUGACUCCAGGGCAGGAACAGCGUUUAAUGAGGGGUGAUUUUAUUCAUGUUGAUCUGAGAGGAAUGGAUUUAACUACUCCUCCCAUUAUUUUUUAUCAGCAUACUUCGGAAAUUGAAAGUUUGGAUGUUUCCAAUAAUGCCAAUAUUUUUCUGCCGGUGGAAUUUAUUGAAUCAGCAACAAAACUUUCUAGUUUAAGAAUGGUUAACAUUAGGGCUUCCAAGUUCCCCAUAAACAUCUGUGAUGUAGAUGAAUUGGUUUCCCUGGAACUGCAAAGAAACUUUAUUAGGAGGGUACCUCAUGCCAUUUCCCAACUGGCCAAUUUGACCAUCUUAAAUUUGCAAUGUAAUGAACUGGACAAACUUCCUCGUGGGUUUAGUCAAUUGAAAAAUUUACAGCUGCUGGAUCUAUCUUCUAAUAGGUUUGUUCAUUAUCCAGAGGUUGUAAACGAAUGUUCGAAUUUAUUACAAAUCAAUCUCUCUUACAAUAAGAUCCAUACUUUACCGCCAACGACAAACAAGUUGGUAAAGUUGGCGAAGAUGAACAUAUCUCACAACAAGUUGGCUCUUAUACCAAACCUUUCGGGAAUGAAAAAUUUGAGAACUUUGAAUUCACAACAUAAUAGAGUUGCGCGUAUUAAGACUGGAGCGCCCAAUUUGCAGAAUUUGUCACUGACGGAUAAUAGAAUUUCCACUUUUGAUGAUGUUUUACCUAAAUUGAAAACUCUAGAAUUGCAGGAAAAUCCUAUAACAUCCAUUUCUUACAGUGGAUUUUCCUCCAUGAAUAUGACUAGCUUGUCAUUAAGUAAGGCCAAGCUAUCGAGUCUUCCGGAUGAACUUUUUGUGGAAUUAAGAUGUUUGGAAAAAUUGGAUUUGAGUGAAAACAACUUGACUAAGCUGCCAGAAGGAUUCUGUCAACUAAAUAAAUUGGUCCACCUUUCGGUGGCAAGAAACAAGUUACAAAAGUUACCCAAAGAUUUCCAUAACUUAAAAAAUUUGAAGACUCUGGAUUUGCAUUCUAAUAACAUUAGAGAUUUUGCUACUGGUAUGGAAGAUCUAGAUCUUACUUUUGUGAAUAUUUCAUCAAACAUGUUUGGAAAUUCUUGUUUGAUGGGUCAAUUUUGCCAAAACAUUUCUGCUGAUCGUAGAUUAUCCAAGAGUCUAGAAUUUUUAGUUGCUGCAGAUAACCAGUUCAAUGAUCAGAUGUGGCCUUUUUUCAACUGUUUGACCAAUUUGAAAGUGUUGAAUCUUUCAUAUAACAAUUUCCAGGAUAUCUCUAAUUUGAAAUUAGAAAACUUGUCAGGGCUUUAUUUUUCAGGCAAUAAAUUGGCUACAGUGUCUGGAGAUGUGGUUUUGAAAUGGAAGAACUUAAGGACUUUGAUGUUGAACGGUAAUUAUUUAUUGUCGUUACCUGCAGAAUUGUCUCAAUUGACUGACUUGAGAGUUUUUGAUGUGGGGUCUAAUCAGUUGAAAUACAAUAUUUCUAAUUAUCACUAUGAUUGGAAUUGGAGAGAGAAUAAACAACUGAAAUAUUUGAAUUUUUCAGGUAAUAGGAGAUUUGAGAUUAAAUCCUCGGUGAACCACGAUAUAAAGACCGAUUUUUCAGAUUUGACUGUUUUGCCUAACUUGAAGGUUUUGGGAUUAAUGGAUGUCACUUUGAAUACUACAAAAGUACCGGAUGAAAAUAUUAAUUUCCGUUUAAGGACCAGUGGAUCCAUAAUAAAUGGUAUGCGAUAUGGUGUAGCUGAUACGCUGGGUAAACGAGAAUUCGUCUCAUCGAGAGAUGUCACUUUUGAAAGAUUUGGUGGUAAAGACGAUGAAUGCUUGUUGUGUUUGCAUGAUGGGAAAAAUCAAUAUGCGGAUUAUGGACAUAAUAUUGCCAGACUUGUCAGGGACAUCUAUGACAAGAUCCUAUUAAGGCAGUUAGAGAAAUAUGGGGAUUCUGAUAUGGGUAUCAGGAAGGCUCUACGUUUCAGUUUCCUACAGCUGAAUAAAGAAGUGAACGGGAUGCUAAGUCAUGUAGACGAUGGUAGUGCUAUGGCUAAUUUAAGUUCGGCUGACUUAUUAAGUGGUGCAUGUUCCACAGUGGUUUACAUUAGGGGUAACCAAAUCUAUACGGCCAACAUCGGUGAUUGUAUGGCAAUUUUAUCCAAGACUAAUGGUGAUUUUCAAAAAUUGACUUGUUUACACGUUCCUUAUAAGAGGGAAGAGUAUGAAAGGAUCCGUAUAUCAGGUGGUUAUGUCAAUGAUUAUAAGCUCGAUGGUGUUGUAGAUGUUUCUAGGGCAGUCGGGUUCUUCGACCUUCUGCCACAUAUCCAUGCUUCUCCUGAUAUUUCUAUGGUGCAACUUACGAAAGCCGAUGAGAUGUUGGUUAUUGCUACUCAUAAAUUGUGGCAAUACAUGGAUUUUGAAACUGCAUGUGAUAUUGCUAGAGAAAACAGUUCACAGCCUAUGUUAGCCGCUGAGGCCAUGAAGGACCAUGCCAUCGCUUAUGGUUGUUCGGACAAUUUGACCAUCAUGUGUCUAUCGCUACACAAGGACGAUGAACAACAGAAUAGGUUCACCUUGAAUAGGAACUCGUUGAUCACCAGGAGAAGUACUUUUGAAGAUGCCACCUUGAGAAGAUUGCAACCAGAAAUUUCACCACCAACAGGAAACCUGGCCAUCGUUUUUACAGAUAUCAAGAGCUCAACUUUCUUAUGGGAAAUGUUCCCUAACGCCAUGCGGACUGCUAUUAAAACACAUAAUGAUAUCAUGCGUCGUCUGUUGCGUAUCUAUGGUGGUUAUGAAGUAAAGACUGAAGGUGAUGCCUUCAUGGUGGCUUUCCCUACGCCGAUAAGUGCUCUCGUAUGGUGUAUGAGCGUCCAGUUGAAAUUUGUAGAGGCACAAUGGCCUGAAGAAAUUACAUCAAUCCAAGAUGGAUGUCUUGUCAUCGAUAAAUUGGGUAAUAAGAUAUAUCAAGGUUUAUCCGUUCGUAUGGGUGUUCAUUGGGGUUGCCCAGUACCUGAACUGGAUUUAGUUACUCAAAGAAUGGAUUAUCUGGGACCUAUGGUAAAUAAGGCUGCUAGAGUCGAAGGUGUAGCAGAUGGUGGUCAGAUUACUUUGAGUAGUGAUUUCUUAUCAGAAUUUAAUAAGAUCAUGAACUUUCAUGAAACUGUGGUAAAGGAUAAAUGUCCAUUGAAGGAAGUUUAUGGAGAAGAGUUUGUAGGAGAAGUUUUAGAAAAGGAAAUAUCCAUGCUAGAGAGCAUAGGAUGGGAAUUUUUCGAUCAUGGUGAGCAAAAAUUAAAAGGAUUGGAAACUAAAGAAUUAAUUACCAUUGCAUAUCCUAAAUCGUUAGUUUCUAGGCAUAAUUUCAUUACUAAGGAUGAAGAGGCAAGAUUAUUAAAUGAAGAAUUUAUUUCCCGCCUGAGAUCAGUUUCCAGAAGGGUGGAAUCGGUCUUAUCCGCGGUCAGUAAAGGUUCUGUUGAUGAGCAUCGGAAACCUGGUAGACUUUCAUCAAUUGAUGAGAAUGUGAAAAGCAGUGUUAGGUUUUUGAAUUCCGAAAAAGAUGCUACAGCUUUUUUUGAUGAUUUAAUCACUAGAUUAGAAUCUUAUAUCGCUCUUUUGAAAUUACACCAGGUCGUGCAUAAAGGGUUGAGAGUUAAUGAUCAAAGUGCCCAAGAAUUGGGAACAAAUAUAUUUGACUUGUUAGACGCUGUAUUGGAGAAAAUUCAGUAA